AUGGAGGGUUUGGCAGUUAAACGCAGACGGGUUUACUCUGUGGAACCAAACAGAAUAGCCGAAGCAGCGUUUGCGAGGAAGUACGUGAGCUAUCUAGUUCCAGCCUUGACGAAGAUGAAGGAAAGCACUGAGAGUGAUUCAGUCAAGAAGGCUGUGAAGUACGAAGUGGACAUGGCUCUGGUUUUGUCAGCUCAGGGUUCUGCAUGGAGCCACGCCCUAAAACUCAGUCUCCAGCAACAAAACGUCGUCCUCAAUAAUGGAGCACUGUCUUCUUCUUCCUCAUCAGCAUCAACCACAACCAAGAAAGCCGCCAUGGUGAACGAGUGUGAUCAGAAUCUGAGGAUGGCAGCGGCUGCAGACCACGACGGAGAAGAUGGCGGCGGCGGUGAGGAGAAGGAGGCGAUGAGGAGGCUAAGAAGAUUGGUCCCAGGAGGAGAAGAGAUAUGCAAUGACCAAGAAAUGCUUGCAGAGUUGAAGAGUUAUGUCAGGUGUCUGCAAAUGCAGGUCAAUAUUCUGCAGUGUCUGGCCCAGUCUCAUUCAUUUUAA
Neltuma alba is the source of this 546-nucleotide messenger RNA. RefSeq names its product transcription factor bHLH146-like. NCBI's taxonomy places the organism in Eukaryota, Viridiplantae, Streptophyta, Magnoliopsida, Fabales, Fabaceae. The record is from RefSeq and is a predicted model, not a curated record. Gene Ontology annotation, biological process: regulation of DNA-templated transcription. The transcript has a single exon. Bases 1 to 546 code for a protein of 181 amino acids.